AUGGAGCGACUCUCGCAAAAUCGAGGUAGUAAUGCCUGGUCGUUGAGUGCUUCGAGACUUCCGAGGCCUCUGCCACCGCUCCCAAACGACCGAAAUGGUACCAGGAAAGACGAAAAGCUUGUGGAAACCUCACCAGAUUCAAUGGAUUACCAAGCUGAAAGGGGGUCGGAAUAUUCUUUACCAUCGAUAUCAUCCCUUCUAUUUUACGCAGGCAAUGGGUCAGAUUGUUGUUCGGGCACCAGUCAUAGUAGGAACGGCCUGACUCGUUCUAUUUAUAUGUCGGAGUCGAAUUUGCGGGAUUAUACUCCAAGCGCUAGCAUGAAUUCUGCUCGAAGAAUGAGCUGGAGUGAUGACAUUUCAACCACUGUCUCCUACAGCAAUUCGAUACAAGGGAUAUGCAACCCGGAAACCAUGGCCCAGCAAUCACAAAGAAUAAACGGAGACCCUGAGGUGUGUUCCGAUUCAGACCUUGAUCGCAUCCCCGAAUAUAGCACCUAUACGCCCCAAGGCGAGUCUAUCUUACUGGGGGCAUCGGAAAUCCCGACUGCCUCGCAACCUUGGACACACCAUCACCAUUCAGCUCCUUCAACCUCGUUAUCAGCCACCCAAACCCUAGACCGUUAUGUGUGUUCACAAUGCACUAAGACGUUCUCUCGACCAAGUAGUUUACGUAUCCACAGCCACAGCCACACAGGAGAGAAGCCAUUUAUAUGUCCCCAUUCUGGUUGUGGGAAGGCGUUUAGUGUUAGGAGUAAUAUGAAACGACACGAGAGGGGGUGCCAUUCUGCACGUGCCUAG
Messenger RNA from Orbilia oligospora ATCC 24927, 798 nucleotides. RefSeq lists its product as uncharacterized. The transcript is spliced from 2 exons. Gene Ontology annotation, biological process: regulation of transcription by RNA polymerase II. Gene Ontology annotation, cellular component: PcG protein complex; transcription regulator complex. NCBI's taxonomy places the organism in Eukaryota, Fungi, Ascomycota, Orbiliomycetes, Orbiliales, Orbiliaceae. The record is from RefSeq and is a predicted model, not a curated record. Gene Ontology annotation, molecular function: DNA-binding transcription factor activity, RNA polymerase II-specific; RNA polymerase II cis-regulatory region sequence-specific DNA binding. The coding region runs from base 1 to 798 and encodes 265 amino acids.